AUCAUUUCAUCGAUAAAUUUGUAAUUCUAUUUAUCAUUUUGUGUGUGUGUGUGUGUGUGUAAUUUUCAAGCAUUUAUUUGAAUUAAAAAUUAAAAAAAAAUGAUUAAAGCCAUCUUGGUAUUCAAUAAUCAUGGAAAGCCACGUUUGACAAAAUUUUAUGAAUUCUAUCCAGAAGAUUUACAACAACAGAUUAUAAAGGAAACAUUUCAAUUGGUCUCUAAACGUGAUGAAAAUGUUUGUAAUUUUCUUGAAGGUGGCAGUUUAAUUGGUGGUUCCGAUUAUAAACUUAUCUAUCGUCAUUAUGCAACAUUAUAUUUUGUAUUCUGUGUUGAUUCCAGUGAAUCUGAAUUAGGUAUACUUGAUCUAAUUCAAGUAUUUGUUGAAACAUUGGAUAAAUGUUUUGAAAAUGUUUGCGAAUUGGAUCUAAUAUUUCAUGUGGAUAAAGUACAUCAUAUACUGAAUGAAUUAGUUAUGGGCGGUAUGGUAUUGGAAACAAGCAUGUCGGAAAUAAUAACAAGAAUUGAAGAACAAAAUGCAAUGGAAAAACAAGAGGUUAGUUGGAAGAAUAAUAUGGGAAUCAGCGCAGCACCAGCACGAGCCGUAUCAGCUGUAAAGAAUAUGAAUCUUUCCCAACAAUUUCGAGAUAUUAAAUUACCCGAUUUAUCAAAUAUUGGAUCGCUAAAAUUCUAGAAAGAAAGAAAAAAAGAAUUGAAAACGUCGAAGAAUUCAAAUUACAUUUACAUUGCAUUUUUUCUCUUGUGUGUGUGUGUGUGUGUGUGUUUGUUUGUUUAUCUAACAGACACCUUUUUUCUGUUAUUUCCAUUUUCAUAUAUUCACAAGAUUUGAACAUUCGAAAUAAAACAUAAAACAGAUUACCUAUAUAUAAAGGAAA
Dermatophagoides farinae (American house dust mite) is the source of this 892-nucleotide messenger RNA. RefSeq names its product AP-3 complex subunit sigma-2 or (gene or). NCBI's taxonomy places the organism in Eukaryota, Metazoa, Arthropoda, Arachnida, Sarcoptiformes, Pyroglyphidae. Gene Ontology annotation, biological process: Golgi to vacuole transport; intracellular protein transport. The record is from RefSeq and is a predicted model, not a curated record. Gene Ontology annotation, cellular component: AP-3 adaptor complex; membrane coat.